GCUAAUAUUGAUACUGCAGGCUGAUACUGAUACUGUAAACGUUGAAUCGUCAAAAGUAUCGUAUUCUACAGCUUUGAGAUAGCAUAGACGAUUCUUGGUCGUUCAGGGAAUACGGUGAAAAUUUGGGAGAUCCAGAAAACCAAAGCGAAUAUGCAACUGAGGAAGAAACUAAUGUGGCUAGGAGUUUCUCUAGUAUUAACUAUUGUACUGGCUACUAAAUGGUACAUACACACUAACAGCAGACUUGAUACAAAUAUAUCCGGACCUAGAUUAAUCGGUGAUAUGAAAACAAACGAGCCGCAUCUCACACACAGUAAAGAACAAUCAACAUUAAAAAGUGGGAAUAGGGAUCGUACAUCGUCUAUGAUGAAACGUUUGAAAAAUGCACCCAGCACUGUUUCACCAAAGGAACUCCAUAACAGUGUAGCUGCUACACCAAUCAGAUAUUCAAGAGAUGUAAAGAGGAAAGCAAAUAAAAGUAAUAAAAAGACAAAACUAAAUCGAGACGUCAACAAUGGGAAUCACAAGAGUACAAGUCAUAGUUAUACCAGCACCGAUGCAGUAGUUACAGCAAAAAAGACAUAUGAACACAGGCUAAAUAAACUUGUUAGUAUUUUAUCAAAAGCCGCUUGUGAAAAUAACAUAAUCUUAACAAUUGUUGAUAGAGCGUAUCUCCCUAUGUUUUGGAACCUCUGGAAAUCUCUUCAUAAUGUUAAACUAACACAAUGUUUCCUGCCAAUAUCGCUAGACAUUUUUACCUUUGAGGCACUUACAAAUAAAAACAUAACGACUUAUUUCGAAGUUGGAUAUGACUCAAAGUCUAAUGUAAACAUUUCUAAAUUUGGCACAGUGGAAUUUAAUAGGAAAACAAACCAAAAGAUUACGUAUUUACUUCAAGUGUUGAAACUUGGGUACAAUGUCCUGUUUACUGAUGGGGAUGUGGUGUUCCUCAGGGAUCCAUUUGAGACUUUAAACUGUGUUUAUCCCGACUGUGAUCUAGCUGUACAGAGUAAUGGUAUGCGUCUCCCCUGGCAACUAUUAAAGGAAAGCGGUCUCCAUAGAAAUACAAAAACUGAUGAAAUCAACAGUGGUUUUAUGUACCUUAGAGCAAGCAAACCAACGAUCUCAUUAUUCACAAAGGUCAGAUCAUUAUCUAUAAAAGGAAACUUUUCAAGAAAUGAUCAAGAUUACCUUAACAUAGUAGCACAACCAAUUUUGUGCAAAACUACAAAAUCAGACUUAAAAAUUAAAAUUUUAGACAAACAGAAAUAUGUGCCUGGAUUGGUACUUAAACAAAUGCAGAAAGUUGCACCUGAAGUUGUGAUAAUACACAAUAAUUUCCUCAUGGAGCAUACAGAUAAAAUUGCUGGUUUUAAAAAAUUCGGACUUUGGUAUGAUCAUAAUAAAUAGUCUACAUCACCAAUAAAACUAAUGAUCAGAUAUCAAACUCCAAUUAGCUUUUGCUAUUUAUUCAUUUAUCUCAAAGCCAGAUACUCAACGCUUAUUAGGUCAGAGUGACCUUGUCAAUGUGACCUCUUCCUGAUUGAUCUACAUAUAAAAUUCAUGGCUGUUCAAACAAUGAUAUCUGACACGUCCACUGGCAGAUUCAGAAGCUAACAAGGGGAAGACACAUUUCGAGUUAGAAAAAAUGCCCCCUGAAACGAAAAAUUGGGCUUAUUUAAGGCCCAUUUUUUGAUAAUUUGGUCAAAGAUUAAAA
This is a messenger RNA of Owenia fusiformis, 1717 nucleotides long. The record is from the annotation of a GenBank genome assembly. NCBI's taxonomy places the organism in Eukaryota, Metazoa, Annelida, Polychaeta, Sabellida, Oweniidae.